GCCCGAGCCAGUGAGAUUAAUUAGGGUUUAUAAGUAAACAGCGGAUUCCCUUCUCUCGAAGAACAAAUUAGAAAACCGCCGUCGUUUCCCCCCCUCUUUAUUUCAUCUUUCUUCGUCAACAACAAUGGGCACGGAAGUUGCUGUGAAUCCAAAGGCGUACCCUUUAGCGGAUGCUCAGCUAACAAUUACGAUCAUGGAUUUGGUACAGCAAGCUGCGAACUACAAACAGCUCAAAAAGGGCGCGAAUGAAGCGACGAAGACGCUGAAUCGAGGAAUAUCGGAGUUCAUUGUGAUGGCGGCCGACACCGAGCCGCUCGAAAUCCUUCUACAUCUUCCUUUGCUUGCCGAGGACAAGAAUGUCCCCUAUGUAUUUGUCCCUUCCAAGCAAGCACUUGGUCGAGCUUGUGGAGUUACAAGACCUGUGAUUGCCUGCUCGGUGACUAGCAACGAAGCUAGCCAAUUGAAGAGCCAGAUACAGCAACUCAAGGCAUGUUUCUCUGGACUUUUAUGGAAUGUUAGAAUUGUUUUGAUGCACGCAAUUUAG
Messenger RNA from Asparagus officinalis (garden asparagus), 544 nucleotides. RefSeq names its product NHP2-like protein 1. Gene Ontology annotation, molecular function: RNA binding. Gene Ontology annotation, biological process: ribosome biogenesis; mRNA splicing, via spliceosome; maturation of SSU-rRNA. The record is from RefSeq and is a predicted model, not a curated record. Gene Ontology annotation, cellular component: U4/U6 x U5 tri-snRNP complex; nucleolus; small-subunit processome. The coding region runs from base 125 to 544 and encodes 139 amino acids. NCBI's taxonomy places the organism in Eukaryota, Viridiplantae, Streptophyta, Magnoliopsida, Asparagales, Asparagaceae. The transcript has 5 exons.